AUGGCGUCACGCACUUUGUUAUUACGUCAUAUCAUUCCUACAACUUAUCAACAUUUAUUUUGUGUACGGCAACAAGCUACUGACAUAUCAUUAAUUCAACACCAACUUCGACGUUGUCUAGCACAAGCUGUUCAGAUUGAAAAAAAGGUUUUUAAACGAGAUAAACCACACGUUAAUAUUGGCACAAUUGGACAUGUUGACCACGGAAAAACAACUUUAACAGCGGCUAUUACACAAGAUAAUGCGCCAGAAGAAAAGAAACGUGGAAUAACGAUAAAUGCUGCACAUGUUGAAUAUUCAACAUCAUCGAGGCAUUAUGGACAUGUUGAUUGCCCAGGUCAUGCCGAUUAUAUUAAAAACAUGAUAACUGGUUCAUCGCAAAUGGAUGGUGCGAUUCUCGUUGUUGCCGCAACAGAUGGUGUAAUGCCUCAGACACGUGAACAUUUAUUAUUAGCAAAACAGAUUGGUAUUAAUCAUAUUGUUGUAUUUAUGAAUAAAGCCGAUGCUGCUGAUAAAGAAAUGCUUGAAUUAGUUGAAUUAGAAUUACGUGAAUUAUUAACACAAAUUGGUUUUGAUGGUGAAAAAACACCAAUUAUUAGCGGUUCUGCGUUGUAUGCAUUAGAUGUAAAUAGAAAUAAUAAUCGUGAUCCAAAACUGGGAAAAGAAUCAAUUCUGAAAUUACUUGAGGCCGUUGAUGCGUAUAUUCCUGUUCCUCCUCGUGCAAGUGAUCAACCAUUUUUACUUCCUGUUGAACAUAUUUAUUCAAUACCAAACAAAGGAACGAUUGUAACAGGACGCGUUGAACGAGGUGUAGCUAAAAAAGGAGACCAAAUUGAAAUACUUGGUCAUAAUAAACAAGUGAAAGGAAUUGUCGGAGGUCUUGAAAUGUUUCAUCAAACAAUCGAUACAGCACAGCCUGGUGAUCAAUUAGGUAUAAUGUUAAAAAAUGUGAAAAAAGAAGAUGUAAGACGUGGUGUGUUUGUUGCGAAGCCGGGAACACUUAAAAUGCAUAAUAAAUUUGAUUCUCAAGUUUAUUUUUUAACAAAGGAAGAAGGUGGAAGAGAAGAAAGUAUUCCAAAAGAAUACUCAUUGACAAUGUACUGUAGAACAUUUGAUAUUGGUGUAAAAGGAAUAGCACCAGAAGGCAGGGAAAUGAUUAUGCCAGGUGAAGAUCUUCCUUUAACAAUGUACAGUAGUAAACGAAUGGUAUUCGAAAAAGGUUCUCGAUUUACUCUACGUGAUACAGAAAAUAAGACAGUUGGCACUGGUGUUGUAACUCACAUUCAUCCAGAACCACCACCAGAAGAAAUAAAAAAGUUCUGGAAACGAGCAGCUUAA
Molecule: messenger RNA, 1338 nt
Organism: Didymodactylos carnosus
Lineage: Eukaryota; Metazoa; Rotifera; Eurotatoria; Philodinida; Philodinidae
Source: the annotation of a GenBank genome assembly